GUGUUGAGUGUGCACUGUGGUUAUAUUUGAAUAUAGGAGAUAAAUAAAAUUACUUUAUAAUUUAAAUUAUUAUAUUAUAAAGACGUAUUUAAACUAUACAGAUACAUCUUAUUUAUGUAAAUAUGGAUAAAGAAGAUCAGCCUUGUAAUAUAUGUUUACAAAGACUGGGUUCACAACUGGAUUUAAAAUGGAUAAAAUUUUUGGAAAAUUUUGGUAUUCAGGAGAACAAUAUAUUUUUAUGUGAAUGGUGUAAUCAUACUCUUUUGAAGAUGGAAAGGUUUAUAUUGCUUUUGCUGCAUCCCAAAGACAGAGGGAGAUAUAAAGAUCAGGAAUUGAAUAUUCAGAAAUUGGAUUCUAUUAAUAUACCACCUACAAUCAGAGAAAUAUAUAUUAAAGAAGAAACUUAUGAAAGUGAUGUUAAUAAUAUUGGAAUUGAUGAUUUAAACUAUUCAGAAGAAAAUGUUAGUGAGAAUAUAAGUGAAACUAAUGCAUACAACAUGAACUUUGAAGUAACAUACCUAUCACUUGAUGACCAAAAAAAUGAAAUAUUAUUCAAAAAGAAAUCAGUCAAAUUUAAAAACAUGUUGUUUAAAUGUGAAAAAUGUGGAAUUGGUUUUGUGUCACACGAAGCAUACAAGGAUCAUAAUUUACGACAUGAUAAUGACACAGCGAUACACAUUUGUCCCAUAUGUCACUUGCAUUUCAAAUCACACUUGGUACUGUCCCAACACAAAUUAUCGCAUAAGAGGCGGUUUAAAUGUGUGCUGUGUGGAAUGACUUUUAAGAGGUGGGCACAUGCUGUGGGUCACCGAUUCCAUUGUGGGAGUGAACCUAGCCUAACAAAGUGUGAUCAGUGCCAGAAGAUAUUCGAUUUACAGUUUCAACUAGAAAACCAAAUUGAUAUAAUAUGUUUCUACUACUUUCAAGCGAGCCAUUUAAGGAAACGUCUCAAUCAAUACGCUCUGGACAUUCAUAAGAAAAUACAUUCACGGAAAGAAAAAUAUAUUUGCGACGAAUGUGCCAAGUGUUUUGGAACGAAACAGCAUCUUAUCAUUCAUUUGAGGAUGCAUACAGGUGUGAAGCCCUUCAAAUGUACGAAAUGCGAUAAGUCUUUCUCGACUAACUCCAAUUUGAAGACUCACAAAGUGGUGCAUUCUGAUGAGAAGAUGUUCUACUGUGUGGAGUGUAAUAAGAGUUUUAAAUCUGAGAAAAGUUUAAAGAGGCACUUUGCAACAACGUCUAAGCAUGUUGAAGAGAAAAUGUACUCGUGCGCAGACUGUAUGAAAUUAUUCACAUCAGCUGUGUCUUUAUCGUCGCAUAGGCGAAGCAGACAUUUAUCUACAAAUAAAUGUUUUAUAUGCGACAAGAUAUUCUCAAACAAGUCGAAUUUGAAGAAACAUCUCAAGAUUCACUCUCAAAGAUGAUGGUUUGGAAGAGAUAUACGUAAUUGAAGUCAUAUAAUAAAUAUCAUUACA
This is a messenger RNA of Pieris brassicae (large cabbage white), 1475 nucleotides long. RefSeq names its product zinc finger protein 567-like. Gene Ontology annotation, biological process: regulation of transcription by RNA polymerase II. Gene Ontology annotation, molecular function: DNA-binding transcription activator activity, RNA polymerase II-specific; RNA polymerase II cis-regulatory region sequence-specific DNA binding. Bases 123 to 1424 code for a protein of 433 amino acids. The record is from RefSeq and is a predicted model, not a curated record. NCBI's taxonomy places the organism in Eukaryota, Metazoa, Arthropoda, Insecta, Lepidoptera, Pieridae. The transcript is spliced from 10 exons. Gene Ontology annotation, cellular component: nucleus.